CCCGAGAGGCAGCCGUUGUUUAUCACGACCUCAACUCAGUGAGGCCUGAGAUUCUUUCGAAAAGGAGUUUUGCUUCCCAUGACGCAGAGGGAAGUGUCAAUUGGGAUAUUUCUGGUAAAACUGAAAGCAAGAAAAGCAGGGUGCCAGCCCCUGUGGGACUGAGGGUGGAGGCUGGGGGAGUUUGGUUGCCAUCCUCCAGUGACAGAUGGAUGGACCUUUCAUCUAAGAGAAAGGAGGAGACACGUUGGCAAAUCAAUCUCAAGCCUAAGAUUGCUUGUGAAGCAAUCAUAAGGAGGAACAAAAACAGACACAAAAACAGAGGGAAAGAGCGAAAAGACAAGAAGGGCGCAAACUGUGACAGACUCACCGCUUCACUAACUACUCACUUAAACUGGAAGCAAAAUGUCCCUAAAAUUGCCAAGGAACUGGGAUUUCAACCUGAAAGUGGAGGCUGCGAAAAUAGAACUUGCCUUAUCUGUGGAAACAUUUGAAGGUCAGGAGGAGCUCGGUCAAGGAGUGUGAUGACUGGCGAGCAGAUGGCGGCCUUCCAUCCAUCGUCCACCCCCAACCCGCUGGAGAGGCCCAUCAAGAUGGGCUGGCUGAAGAAGCAGAGGUCCAUCGUGAAGAACUGGCAGCAGAGGUACUUUGUGCUGAGGGCACAGCAGCUCUACUACUACAAGGAUGAAGAGGACACGAAGCCCCAGGGCUGCAUGCAUCUACCAGGAAGUACAAUCAAGGAGAUCGCCACAAACCCAGAAGAAGCUGGGAAGUUUGUCUUUGAAAUCAUUCCAGCCUCAUGGGACCAGAAUCGCAUGGGACAGGACUCCUAUGUCCUCAUGGCCAGCUCCCAGGCAGAGAUGGAGGAGUGGGUUAAAUUCCUCAGGAGAGUUGCUGGCACACCCUGUGGAGCGGUGUUUGGCCAGCGCUUGGAUGAGACUGUGGCCUAUGAACAGAAAUUCGGCCCCCAUCUGGUGCCCAUCCUGGUGGAGAAAUGUGCAGAGUUCAUCCUGGAGCAUGGCCGGAAUGAAGAGGGCAUCUUCCGUCUGCCUGGGCAGGACAACCUGGUGAAGCAGCUGAGAGAUGCCUUUGAUGCUGGGGAGCGGCCCUCCUUUGACAGAGACACAGAUGUGCACACUGUGGCUUCCCUGCUAAAGCUCUACCUACGAGACCUCCCAGAGCCCGUGGUUCCCUGGAGCCAGUACGAAGGGUUCCUGCUCUGUGGACAGCUCACGAAUGCGGACGAGGCAAAGGCUCAGCAGGAGUUGAUGAAGCAGCUCUCCAUCCUUCCUCGUGACAACUAUAGUCUCCUGAGCUACAUCUGCAGGUUCCUACAUGAAAUACAGCUGAACUGUGCUGUUAACAAGAUGAGCGUGGACAACCUGGCUACUGUGAUUGGUGUGAAUCUCAUCAGGUCGAAGGUCGAAGACCCUGCCGUGAUCAUGAGAGGGACUCCUCAGAUCCAAAGAGUGAUGACUAUGAUGAUCAGAGACCAUGAAGUCCUCUUCCCCAAGUCCAAGGAUAUACCCCUAUCACCCCCUGCCCAGAAAAACGACCCCAAGAAAGCUCCAGUGGCCCGAAGCUCUGUGGGCUGGGAUGCCACUGAAGACCUCCGAAUUUCUAGGACAGACAGCUUCAAUAGCAUGACAAGUGACUCUGAUACAACCAGCCCCACCGGACAGCAGCCAAGCGAUGGAUUUCCGGAGGACAGCAGCAAAGUACCCAGGGAGAAGCCAGGAGAUUGGAAGAUGCAGCCUCGUAAAAGGACUCAAACACUCCCUAACCGGAAAUGUUUCUUGACAUCAGCUUUUCAAGGUGCCAAUAGCAGCAAAAUGGAGAUCUUUAAAAAUGAAUUCUGGUCGCCUUCCUCAGAGGCUAAGGCAGGGGAAGGGCACAGGAGAACGAUGUCUCAAGACUUGCGCCAACUUUCUGACUCCCAGCGGACUUCCACCUACGAUAAUGUCCCUUCCCUGCCAGGGUCCCCUCGGGAGGAAGCCAGUGCACUCUCUUCACAAGCCUGUGACUCCAAGGGAGAUACUCUUGCCAGUCCGAGCUCUGAAACUGGGCCUGGAAAAAAGAACUCUGGAGAAGAAAAACUUGAUUCUUUGCAGAGGACGGUCCAAGAGCUACGAAAGGAAAUAGAAACACAGAAGCAAAUGUAUGAGGAACAGAUUAAAAACCUUGAGAAGGAGAAUUAUGACGUUUGGGCUAAGGUGGUGAGGCUCAAUGAAGAACUGGAGAAUGAAAAGAAGAAGUUUGCAGCCCUAGAGAUCAGCCUCCGCAACAUGGAGCGCUCCCGGGAGGAUGUUGAGAAGAGGAACAAGGCCUUGGAAGAAGAAGUCAAGGAAUUUGUCAAAUCCAUGAAGGAACCCAAGACCGAGGCUUAAGGAUCCCAGGAGUACUGCAAGGACAGCCCGAGAGAGGCCUAACUCUGACCCCUUUCUCAGUGCUACCUGAUGACGGGGAUACAAAAUUACUCUCUGAGAGGGAAAGGAUAUUUUGAGGGAAACAUUAAAUUUCUCCAUAAAUAAAUGAAUAGAGUUUGCAGGAAGGUGAGGGUGAACAGAGAUGUGUGUGGACAUCUCUGACCGUCCAUCGCUGUAUUCAAAUGGAUUUUGUUAUUCCACUCCAGUCUCAGGCAUGACCAUGUCCAACGAAGACAUUCAAGGCAGCACAUUUCAGGACCCAGGCAAUAGACUGGCCCCAACACAGGCUGAGCUGAGGUGUGAUUAAUUCUUUGUUUUUUGUGUGGAACAGCUCACCUUGUCAGACAGCCUCAGGGCAUCUCUGAGACACAGGGGCAGAAAAUGACAUUCAUCUUUUGAGUCCUCAUCCACGGAGUGCUGUGUUUGGGGGGCUAUAUCUGCUGAAGCGAGAACCCCAUUUUUCCACCCCACCAUGAUGCCCGUUCUCCAGGUCUUCUCCAACUUAUUAUUAGGCUAAACCAGAACAAGCAACAAACUGUAUUUAUACAAGCAAAAUUGAUGAGAAAAUUAUAUUCAAAUAAAGCAAAAAUUAAAAAGCAAGGCUAUUGCUAAUCCAUACAGCACGUUUGUGAGAAUUAGCACAAGACAUUGCUCCCCUGGGGUAGAUGGCUUGCUGAGCAGGGCAUGGGCUGCAUUUCAGUCCCGACUUGCCUUUCAGGGACAGGUGUUUCUAUACUUCCUGAGCCCCCAUUUCUUCUGUAUUUCACACAAUUGCUGUGGGGAUUACAUGAGAAGAUACAAUCUAGUCCCUACUUGCUUUUUAAUUGUGGAUGGAGGGCCUGGGAACAAAGGCUUCCUACUAUGAUACGAUUUGUUGUGGGUUUGUACAUUAAUUGUCAUGAUAAUAGUUUCUUUUUUCCUGUUUCACCAAAAUGCAAAUGAUUUUACCCUUCAAAGUGACAACAGGCACUGGAUGAUGGUGGGAGAGGGGCUUUCCCAGUGGACAGUUGAUUCUUCCCCUUCUAUGUCAAGCCAGCCUGGCAGAGGCCCUGGUCAGGCCCCGGACCUCUAGGUAGGUUGGUUGAGUCCUUUUUUGUUGUUACCAUUCUAAUUAGAUGGUCUCCAAGCUCUUUUGACUGGGUACCUCAUCAACAGAAAAUGUUUGAGCAUACACCCCGCAAUAUAUUUAUUUAUAAAUUAUAUACAUGUACUACUAUAGUACUCCAUAAUGUAUAUUAUAAAACACACAGAACAGGAAUUGAAUAAUAAUGAGAUAAAAACAAAGAUCAAUAGAUAUUCCCAAGUGUGCUUUCAGCUCUGGAGACCCCUGACCCAGUUGCCCAGCAGGUAUUACCUGUAUCAAAUUUACGUCUUUCAUCCCAUUGCUCCCAUAAAUGUGCUUGAACUCUUGAAGCCCCAUGGCUUAAUUAGUGGUUUGGAAUCUAUGGUUGCCUCAGUGAGAGUUUAGCCUUCCCCAGCACGUGGGCCUCCUCUGUCAUUCCUUUUUCUGUCUUCUUCAUUCUGGUCAGUCCUGCCUUCCUAUGGCCAUGACUUAUUACCCAUAGAGUGAAAGUACAGACAGGAGCAUCAAUGUUUCUUGGUCCCACUACUCAAGGCCUGCUCCACCAACGCCAGCCCCUUUGAGGACCA
Cercocebus atys (sooty mangabey) is the source of this 4073-nucleotide messenger RNA. RefSeq names its product Rho GTPase activating protein 25 (gene ARHGAP25). Gene Ontology annotation, cellular component: phagocytic cup. Gene Ontology annotation, biological process: negative regulation of small GTPase mediated signal transduction; activation of GTPase activity; signal transduction. Lineage: Eukaryota; Metazoa; Chordata; Mammalia; Primates; Cercopithecidae. The record is from RefSeq and is a predicted model, not a curated record. Bases 522 to 2384 code for a protein of 620 amino acids. The transcript is spliced from 12 exons. Gene Ontology annotation, molecular function: GTPase activator activity.